AUGGACAGCGGGAUGUGGGGUACCUGCGUCCUCUGCUUGCUGAGCCAGUUGGGAGUCGCACUGGGCUAUGGGCCUCCAGAAUGUGACUUCAUUGCCCAGCUGAGGGAAGACGAGCAUGCUUGUGUGCAGAAGGCAGAGGAGACAUCCAACACCUCCCUGAUCUGCCCUGUGACAUGGGAUGGUCUGCUGUGCUGGCCUACAGCGAGCUCUGGCGAGUGGGUGACGCUCCCCUGCCCAGAUUUCUUCUCUCAGUUCAGCUCGGAGCCAGGAGCAGUGAAGCGGGAUUGUACAGUCCAAGGCUGGUCGGAGCCCUUCCCACCCUACCCUGUGGCCUGCCCGGUGCCCUUGGAGCUCCUGGUGGAGGAGAAGUCUUACUUCUCCACAGUGAAGGUCAUCUAUACUGCGGGCCACAGCGUUUCCAUCGUCGCCCUCUGUCUGGCCAUUGCCAUCCUGCUUGCUCUCAGGAGGCUCCACUGUCCCCGGAACUACAUCCACACCCAGCUGUUUGCCACCUUCAUCCUCAAGGCGUGUGCUGUGUUCCUGAAGGAUGCCGCCCUCUUCGGUGACAGUGACACCUCGGACCACUGUGGCUUCUCCACUGUCCUGUGUAAGGUUUCAGUGGCUGCCUCCCACUUUGCUACCAUGACCAACUUCAGCUGGCUGUUGGCAGAAGCUGUCUAUUUGAGUUUCCUCUUGGCCUCCACUUCCCCGGGCUCUAGAUCAGCCUUCUGGUGGCUGGUCCUGGCAGGCUGGGGGUUCCCCAUGCUCUGCACGGGCACCUGGGUGAUCUGCAAGAUGGCCUUUGAGGAUGCCGCGUGCUGGGACUUGGAUGACAGCUCCCCCUACUGGUGGAUCAUCAAAGGGCCCAUCGUGCUCUCCGUGGGGGUGAACUUCGGGCUGUUUCUCAAUAUUAUUCGCAUCCUGCUGAGAAAGCUGGAGCCAGCCCAGGGGGCUCUCCACACCAAGUCUCAGUGCUGGAGACUCUCCAGGUCCACACUUCUCCUCAUUCCACUGUUUGGGAUUCACUACAUCAUCUUCAACUUCCUGCCGGAUAGUGUUGGCCUAGGUGUCCGCCUCCCCCUCGAGCUUGGACUGGGCUCCUUCCAGGGUUUCAUUGUUGCUGUCCUGUACUGCUUCCUCAACCAAGAGGUGAGAAAUGAGAUCUUGCGGAAGUGGCAUGGUCAUGACCCUGAACUUCUGCCGGCUCGGAGGACCUGUGCCAAGUGGGCGAUGCCUUCUGGCUCGGGGAUGAAAGUGUUGACAUCUGUGUGCUAGACUGAUGCAUCAUGCACCAGGACAGGCACAC
Molecule: messenger RNA, 1306 nt
Organism: Dipodomys spectabilis (banner-tailed kangaroo rat)
Lineage: Eukaryota; Metazoa; Chordata; Mammalia; Rodentia; Heteromyidae
Gene: Ghrhr
Product: growth hormone releasing hormone receptor
Exons: 13
Coding region: 1-1275 (424 amino acids)
Biological process (GO): cell surface receptor signaling pathway; positive regulation of cell population proliferation; adenylate cyclase-activating G protein-coupled receptor signaling pathway
Cellular component (GO): plasma membrane
Molecular function (GO): growth hormone-releasing hormone receptor activity; G protein-coupled peptide receptor activity; peptide hormone binding
Source: RefSeq, a predicted model, not a curated record